ACCAAGAUAAGCACCAUUGUUCCACCUCUCCGAUCUUAUGUACUCCCUAACUUUUGUUCCCUCAGCUCUAUUCCAGUUGCUCGCUAUAUUCGUCCUCUGUUUCCUCACUGCACCCUCCUCAGCGGCCAUAUGCCACGUGGACGAUGAAACCGGGUUAUUGGGUUUCAAGUCGGGUAUCAGAGCCGACCCAUUCGGCAUGCUAUCCUCAUGGAUACAGGGCACAGACUGCUGCAAAUGGAACGGCGUCACAUGCCUCUCCGGUCACCGGGUCACAUCUUUAUCCCUCGCCGGUCGACCUAACAAUCUCACCACCACCUUAUCGGGUACAAUCUCCCCUUCUCUCUCUAAACUCCACCACUUGGACGGAAUUUACUUCCAGGAUCUUAAAUUUUUGUCCGGCCCUUUCCCCAAUUUCAUCUUUAGCCUGCCCAAACUUUUGUACGUUUACAUCGAAAACAAUAACCUUUCCGGUUCAAUUCCCGCGAAUAUCGGUAAGCUGGUCCAACUGGAAGCACUAAGCCUGGAGGGGAACCGGUUCACGGGAACGAUCCCUAGUUCAAUCGGCGAUUUGACUCGGUUAAUUCAGCUCAAACUCGGCAGCAACCUCCUCACCGGCACCAUACCUCUCAGCAUUCAGCGCCUCGUGAGGAACCUGACGCUACUGCACUUGGAGAGGAAUCGAUUGUCCGGGGCAAUACCGGAUUUCUUUUCGGGUUUAUCUGAACUCAGAAGUAUUAAGCUUUCUUACAAUAAAUUCACAGGGAAAAUUCCGGUGAGCAUUGCAGCACUAGCACCGAAACUGGGCUAUCUUGAGCUAGGGCAUAAUUCCCUGACCGGCCAAAUCCCUGAUUUUCUCGGAAAAUUUCACGCCCUCGACACGUUGGAUCUCUCGUGGAACAAUUUCUCAGGAACAGUUCCAAAAACAUUUGCAAAUCUGACAAAAAUCUUCAAUCUUGAUCUCUCACAUAACAAGCUAGUGGAUCCAUUUCCAGAAAUGCGCGUCAAAGGCAUCGAAUCCCUCCAUUUGUCGUACAAUAAUUUCCAUUUAGUAAGCAUUCCUCAGUGGGUUACCACCUCUCCGAUCAUAUACUCUCUGAAGCUAGCCAAAUGUGGAAUCAAGAUGAAAUUAGAUGAUUGGAAGCCCACAGAGACUUACUUCUACGACUACAUUGAUCUUUCGGAGAACGAAAUAACGGGAAGUCCCGUGAAGUUGCUGAACAGAACUGAUUAUUUAGUUGGAUUCUAUGCUUCUGGUAACAAAUUGAAAUUCAAUUUGGAGAGUAUGAAAUUAACCAAGACUUUGAAGUACUUGGAUUUAUCUCAUAAUCUGGUGUUUGGGAAGGUGCCUAAGGCGGUUUCUGGGCUGACCGAGUUGAACGUGAGUUACAAUCACUUGUGCGGACAAUUGCCGCCAACAAAGUUCUCAGCUCGUGCGUUUGCUGCGAAUGACUGUCUCUGUGGUUCGCCGUUGCCGAAAUGCAAAGCUUGAAGAUGAUCGAUCAUCUGUCUGUUUGCCACUGCCAAAAAACGUUCUUGUUUUUUGGGUUAAUAAUAAAAUCCCAUGACCAAAAUAUUGUAUACUUGAGCUUUGUUUCUUGUUGUGGAUUAUGUUUAUUUAUAUAUAUGUUGUGUACAAGAAGAUAGUCCUCUUGAUUAUUACGGUGGAUUAAAAUUUACUUUCAGUGAAGCUAUUCAAAACCAUUAUUACAUUCA
Erythranthe guttata (spotted monkey flower) is the source of this 1713-nucleotide messenger RNA. RefSeq lists its product as uncharacterized. Lineage: Eukaryota; Viridiplantae; Streptophyta; Magnoliopsida; Lamiales; Phrymaceae. Gene Ontology annotation, molecular function: protein binding. The record is from RefSeq and is a predicted model, not a curated record.